UUAUUUUAUUUUUCCACUCAUCGGAAUAUGAGUCGCGGCGUUGUUGCGAUGGCGUGGCGGCCGCCGCAGGACGACGCGGUCGAUCUGAUGCUCGCGAGCGGCCACUUUACGCCUCCGCCGCCAUCUCAGCCCGGCCGCAGCCAUAGUCAUAGUCUCAACAACCCCGCUGUCAGUGGCACUCAGAGCCAGAACCAGAGCCAGAGUCGGACGGCGUCGAUGUCAUCACUACCGUCGUCCGAUCGCGCGGCCGUCCGCAGCGGCGACUCUGCGACAACGCCAGUCUCGUUUUCAUCUUCAUCUUACGCUGCUGCUGCUGCUGAUGUUGCGUCGUCUGGGUCGGUGACGGAUCGCGUUCUGGCGGCAAUGCAGCGCGACCGCUCUGAAACCACAACGACGCCGACGCCCGAUCCGCAGCUCGCCCAUGACGAGGGCAGCAGCAGCAGCAGCAGCAGCACUGGUCGUGGCAGUAAUAGUCAUAGUAAUAGUAAUAACCACACUGGCAAUGUGAACGUGGCGGGGCUGCCGUUUCAGCGCCCGCUCUGGCUCGGCGACGGCGCGCUCAGCUGUCUGCGCUGUGGCCAGCCGUUCUCGCUCGGGCGCCGCAGACACCACUGCAGGCAAUGCGGUCGAGUGCUGUGCCACACAUGCUGCACUACAAAACUACCACUGCCGUUGCUAAACUACUCGGAACCGGAACGUGUUUGCGAUGACUGCGUUCCGGUGGCAAAGCUGGUCUCUGCUGCACUGGCAGCGUCAUUGUCGCCGGCUCCAAACUCGGCGUCCAUUCUGGAGGACAAUGCCGGGCGCGAAUCCGGCUCCGAGUCCGUCCGCCAGCUCGUCCGAGUGGCACGCACAUUAUCCGAGCUCUCCGCGCGGGACGAUUGGUUUGCUCGCGUUGUGAGCCAAGGUGGCAUUCUCGCCCUUGCCCGAUUGUGUCGGAGCUCGUCAACAGAGGUGCAAUUCUUUGCAACCGAGGGCCUGUUUCACAUUACCAAGCGCCCGUCGGCGCAUGCAUCGCUUGCAAGACUCGGUGUGUGCAGAACUCUGCUCGCACUCAUUGGCCGCACUGCUUCUGAUAGCGCGCUUCUGAACGUGCUGCGAAACCUGUGUAUUCUCAGCAAAACCGAGGAGACGCGCAUACUACUGCUGCAGGACAACAUCAUUCACGCCGCUCUCUAUCUCUCGACCUCGUCGAUCGUGUCGGAUGCGGUGCAAACAUUAGCAGGCCGAUGCCUCUCCAUCCUCGUGUCGUUCGAAGCCGGGCAGUCUGCCAUUGUGGCGGAUCGCAAGGGUGCCUUACGAUCACUGCAGUCCCUUCUGCUCUCCCCAAACGAGAUUGUGCAAAAGUAUGCUGCUAAAAGCAUUGCGUUCAUCACGAUGCACUCGGAGCGCGCUCGUGCGCGCGUUCUGAAUGAGGACAUGACCAUGGGCGGUGCGCUGGUCAGUGUUCUGUGCGUUUGUCCGAAUUUGCACACCAUCUCGCAUUGCGCAUGCGCUGUCGCCAACCUUGCCAGCACCCUGGAAAGCCAGCUCAUCAUUCCACCCGAGAUGAUUACCGCUCUGUGCAUCCUUGCCGUCGAGCACUCGUCCGUGGUGGAGAUGCAAUGCCAUGUGGCGCGAGGCUUGGCUAACUUUGCCCUCUUUGAGCGCAAUCAUGACACGAUUCUGGAUGUGAUUUCGCAAGUAUUUCAGCUGUUUUCUGUUCCCUCCGACGAGAUCCACCGGCACGUGUUGCGGGCCAUUGAAAAUUUGCUCACCAAGGCCUCAAGCGCGUCCGCAACAUCCAAGGCCAGGAAGGUCUUGCUGCAGCGGUCGGACACGAUGGCACACAUUCGGCAGUUGGCUGGGGUGGCAAACUCCACUAGCCCGACCGAGGCAGUAGACAAUGAAUUGGACUCUUAUUUGGCACCUGAAGCGACACGAGAGCGCGCUCGGGGCGUCUUGGUGCUACUGGGAGAACUGCCCAGCCCGACGGCGGCUGAUUCGACUUUGCCAGUCGUGCCGUCGCUCGCUUUGACGCCCAUCGACAAAUCGACCAGCGUAACCUCGACCCACAGCAUUCCCACUGGCUCGCUGACAACGUCCAAUUCAACCGCAAUGCCCAGCCUGCUCGCCAACAGUCAUUCGGCUGCUGCAUCCCCCGUAACCGUUGUGGUUGCCACGAGCGCGCUCGCAGUGGCGCAUUCCUUCCAAAGUUUGUCCACAAAUGCAGCUGGCUCGGAACCGGCCGUCACCCACACGAAACACCAGUUCACUACUACUACUUCGCACGAGCAGUAUUUGGCGCAGCUCGACCUCGCUCAUCAGUCGGCCUCGCUCGACACCAUCAUGUCUGCCAUGCAGAGUCAGCAGCGCCAGCACCCAUUUUCGGACGUGCCAAGCUUGCGGCAGCAGAUUGAGGCUGUCCAGGCGCACAAUUUGCGGGCUGACUCUUCAUUGGCCGUGAGCAAGUCAUCCGCCGCUGGGUUUCAGUACAUGACGAAGCCUGCGAGUGAUAGCUCGCUGGCGCCAGCAGGAAGUACAGAAGACUCUCACGGACGCACCGCCUCCACUACUUCUCUGCAUUCGCUGCAAGGUGCGUUGGUCGACCCUCCCAUGGCGCCGACAGCCCAUCUCAGUAGCUCGCCCAAUAACUAUGCUGCGAGUCACGCUGCCACGCGCACCAGAACACGAACACGGACCAUGGACACGACGGGCCCUCCCAGCUUUGGCUCUCCCGUGAACAGCAGUGGAAGGCCAUCUCCCGCGUUCCAUCCGGGCGAGCUAAGUCCAGGCUUUGUCGCGGCCGUGUCCCACACCGGAGUCGACGCGCUCGUAACGCUUCGUGCCCGUUAUCAAGAGCGACUUGACAAGCUGCUGCUGCAACAACAGUCUCACGUGCACGCCGACAUGAGCGACUCGAUGGACAAAGACGUGGAUCGGCUUCAUGCCAAGAUCGCUCAACUAACGCUUGAUAUUGAAGCACAUCAACCUGGCGAUGGGAUUAUUACGCCUUAAAUGCUGCAAAAAAAAUGGGGUUGGCUGAAUCACUGAAUACUGUAGAUCUUAAAUGUCACAAUGUUAAAAAAGAAUGCAAUCAACAAUGAAAACGAAAUGAAAGUUUAUGGCAAA
Molecule: messenger RNA, 3111 nt
Organism: Capsaspora owczarzaki ATCC 30864
Lineage: Eukaryota; Filasterea; Ministeriida; Capsasporidae
Exons: 5
Coding region: 28-2997 (989 amino acids)
Molecular function (GO): metal ion binding
Source: RefSeq, a predicted model, not a curated record